This is a messenger RNA of Ilex paraguariensis (yerba mate), 3488 nucleotides long. The record is from the annotation of a GenBank genome assembly. NCBI's taxonomy places the organism in Eukaryota, Viridiplantae, Streptophyta, Magnoliopsida, Aquifoliales, Aquifoliaceae.
AGAUUUAAGUGAUUAAAAAAAAUGUAUCGGAAAGGAGGAGAUGUGAGUCCGUAUGUAGUUACAAAGGUUGCCUGUGUGUAGCUCGAUCCCAAUCAGACAAGACCAGCAGCUCACAUGACCGGUGAUGAUAUAAUGUUUAGCUACAUCAAGCUGUUAUGCCACUAAUUGACACCAACUGAUUCAAUGCCUUAAGUACUUUAAAGUUCAUUCGUGUGAUCUGGUUUGUUAAUUCAAACAAAAUGGUUGCAGGAUCAAUUAGUUUCAGGCGAGCUAUAUCUACUUUGCCUCAUCUAUGUGAGAGACUUAAGCAGACAGAAAGUGAAAUUGUCCAAAUGUUCCGAUUGGCAAGUCCCAAGGAUGACACACAAAACUUCUCCACGAACCGAACUGCAUCACGAAAGAACAGCUUAGUAAGAACAUUGGAUGAGAGAUUUAUAAGGAUUUUAAAGAUAUUCAAGUGGGGGCCUGAUGCAGAGAAGGCUCUGGAGGUUCUUAUGCUGAAAGUGGAUCAUCGCUUGGUUCGAGACGUUUUGAAAACAGACGUGGAGAUCAAUGUUAAGAUCCAAUUUUUCAAGUGGGCUGGGAAGAGAAGGAACUUUAAGCAUGACUCUACGACUUACAUGGCAUUAAUUCGUUGUUUGGAUGAAGCUGGGUUGGUGGGUGAAUUGUGGAGGACAAUACAAGACAUGGUUCACAGUACAUGCCUCACCCGUCCAGCUGAGUUAUCUGAAAUUGUCAGAAUUUUGGGCAACGCUAAGAUGGUGAACAGGGCACUCUUGGUCUUUUACCAGUUCAAAGGUCGCAAGUGUCAACCGACUGCAAGCACUUACAACUCCAUAAUCUUGAUGCUGAUGCAAGAAGGUCACCACGAGAAAGUUCAUGAGCUCUACAAUGAAAUGUGUAAUGAAGGUAACUGUUUUCCCGAUACAGUAACUUAUAGUGCACUUAUAUCAGCAUUUGGGAAGUUGGGCCGUGUUGAUUCUGCUAUAAGGUUGUUUGAUGAAAUGAGGGAGAAUGGCUUACACCCCACUGCAAAGAUCUAUACGACUCUAUUGGGGAUCUAUUUCAAGUUGGGUAGGGUUGAGAAAGCUCUUGCCUUAGUCCAGGAGAUGAAAGAGAAAGGUUGUGUCCCAACAGUUUAUACCUACACCGAAUUAAUCAAGGGGCUUGGGAAAGCUGGUAGGGUUGAAGAAGCCUAUGGUAUAUUUCUGAAUAUACUAAAAGAGGGUUGUAAGCCAGAUGUUGUGCUUAUGAACAACGUUUUGAAUCUCUUAGGCAAGGCAGGUCGUUUAGCUGAUGCUCUUAAGCUAUUUGAAGAAAUGAAAUCCUUGCAAUGUACACCAAGUGUAGUGACAUAUAAUACUGUCAUUAAAGCUUUAUUUGAAUCCAAAGCUCCGGUAUCUGAGACACUUUCAUGGUUUGAGAGAAUGAAGGUAAAUGGUGUUAAUCCUAGCUCUUUUACUUUCUCAAUUUUAAUUGAUGGCUUUUGCAAGACAAAUAGAGUAGAGAAAGCUUUGCUGCUGCUCGAGGAGAUGGAUGAGAAGGGCUUUCCUCCUUGUCCAGCUGCCUAUUGCAGCCUGAUCAAUAGUCUUGGAAAAGCAAAACGCUAUGAAGCUGCAAAUGAGUUGUUUCAAGAACUAAAGGAAAAUUGUGGAUCUUCAAGCGCUCGGGUAUAUGCCGUGAUGAUCAAACAAUUUGGGAAAUGUGGACGUUUAAAUGAGGCUGUAGCUCUUUUUAAUGAAAUGAAGAAACUUGGGUGCAGUCCAGAUGUCUAUGCAUAUAAUGCACUGAUGUCAGGAAUGGUAAGGGCUGGCAUGAUAGAUGAAGCUCACUCGUUGCUUCGAACUAUGGAAGAGAAUGGUUGCAUUCCUGACUUAAACUCGCAUAACAUAAUUCUAAAUGGCUUGGCUAGGACAGGGGGUCCGCAACGGGCAAUUGAGAUGUUUACAAAGAUGAAACAGUCAAAGAUAAAGACUGAUGCAGUCUCCUACAAUACUGUUCUUGGCUGUCUCAGCCGUGCUGGUAUGUUUGAGGAUGCUGCAAUGCUGAUGAAAGAGAUGCGUUCAAAUGGAUUUGAAUAUGAUCUUAUUACGUACUCAUCAAUACUUGAGGCAGUUGGCAAGAUUGAUGAAGAUCACUCACAAGCAACUCUCUGAAAGAAGACGGGGUAUGAUAUGCUCAUUCUAUUGUUGUUUUUACUUCUGUUCAUUUAGGCUUAGUGGCACCGCACCGGUCAACUGUUUGGUACGAUCUGGCUGUCUGUGAUCUAUCAUAUAUCCUAUCCAAGAUUAUUAGAUGCCUUGCUGUAGGGAUAAUAUAGCUCCAAUCUUUGAUCCCAGUAUGAUUAUGGUGGUUGACCACGUAAGUUGAGGGUUUAGCUGCUGGUCUUAGAGGUGCUUUGAUUAGUUGAAUCUUAAGCAGCGAGCGUGAUAUCAUAUUACUGGAAGGAGUAUCUUGUUGGACGUAUUACCAAGAAAAUGGCGUCUUGUCAGAGUGAAUUGGGAGAGGCUUUUGUUAGAGCAGCUUGAUCUCUCAGAAACUCUUUAUUCCCACUACCCACGAUAGUGGAAUUAUUAAGUUCUUUCCAUGGUGAUUUUCCAACCUGGCAUUCAGAUUGCUCUCAGAUCUGUAAACCCUUCGCUUGUCCAACCCCCCAUCUUGAUCAAGUAUUACUUAAGGUUCGCAGUUUCCCCUGAACCUAAGAUGGAUACUGAAACUAUCAUCCAUAUUUUUCUCUUCACGAUAAAGCAAACUUAAAUGAUGCAUGCAUGGAUCACUUGUCGACCUUUGUGAAACCAAUUCAGAAAUUUUCACUUAUCGGACUACUUACCAGCUGUUUUUUUAAUUCAUUUUAAGGGGGGUUUUAUAUUUCCAUGGUAUUUUCAUUUCUGAGAUCAGUUGCUGUUGGUGACUCACCUUACCUCUCGUCCUUGGGUCAAACUGCAAACCAUGGUGUGCAAGUCUGAGCAGGUGAGCUUGUGGCCUGUUUUAACUUCAUACAACUUCUGUUCUCCUUGUAAUUCAUAAUCAGAUUCUCUGUUUAGCAGCCUACCUCAAGCGUCGGCAUUUUAUGAGGAUUCCCAAGGAAAAAUUAUGGGCUCAAACAGACAAACAUAGAGGACCACUACCGAUGCAAGAGGUUGGCCAAGUGCACAAGUUUUCCUGUGGAGCAAAUCAGGUGAAAUAAAAUAGGAAAAGUUAUAAGGUGACAAUGGCCGAAGACCCCACUCGAAUGUUUCAAGUGUCGCAUCUACAUAAAAAAACACAUUGAAGAAUUCCUUUGGGGAAUGAGACAGAAGGACGUUAGGGGCUUGAUAAUUGCAUGUAUGAACCUGUAGAAGUGAAGCAGGAUUUUACAGGACAGACAGAUGGAAAGGAAAACCAGGCAAUACAUGUAAAAUUACAGAAAUCUGUGUUUCAAGUGUAUUGAUUAUGACUUCUUACAUAUUUUUAAAUUGGUUGCCAUUACUGUGUGUAAAACUUGAUUA